Sipha flava (yellow sugarcane aphid) is the source of this 1200-nucleotide messenger RNA. RefSeq names its product putative gustatory receptor 28b. Lineage: Eukaryota; Metazoa; Arthropoda; Insecta; Hemiptera; Aphididae. The transcript is spliced from 5 exons. The record is from RefSeq and is a predicted model, not a curated record. Gene Ontology annotation, cellular component: axon; membrane; neuronal cell body. Gene Ontology annotation, biological process: sensory perception of taste. Bases 5 to 1117 code for a protein of 370 amino acids.
UAUUAUGGGUAUUGAUCACAAUAAAUGGCAAGUAAUUUACUCUACGCUGUUGAUAAUAUCUUGUAUUUUGAAUUUUUAUUACACGCCUGAAAUUAUAUGCGUACUGGACAAAUAUUGUGAUAACUCAGUAUCCACAUUAAUAAAAGGAAUGUUUGUUAGAAUAGUGGCUAUCACCGGUUUUUUUUCAAGAGUCGUUCUUCUUUUCAAGGGUAAAAUCAAUUUAGUAAAGUACAAGGAAAACAUGGAUGCUUUUCAUGCAUUUACACCGAUGACUUCCUCUGAUAUUGACGGUUUGAACAGAUUUUCGUGUAGAGUUAUACUGUGCUGUAUAUUACUAACUGUACCAGUUAAUUUUGCAAGACUAUGGAUCUUAUGGGAUUUAAUUCAAAAUACAGUUGUAUUUGUGGCUUUAUCUUACAUUCAAAACUUCAGUAUGUACUGCAUAGAAACUCAUUUUAUAGUCUUGUGUUUUAUUCUAUAUCAAAAGUUUGCCGGCAUCAAUAAAGAUCUAUUGACACUUAAAAUCAAUACAGUUAUGCGAAACAAAUAUCCGUUUAUGUCAAAAACGGGAGAAAAGUAUUUAAAGAAUAAAAGUACAAUUUACUGUAACAAAGAAAUUGAAUACUCUUUGGCCGCCGGUUAUCCAAUGUCUGACAUUAUUGAAAAUCUUAAGAUCAAACAUAAAUUAUGUUGUGAAGCCAUAAUAUAUUUAAAUAACUUAUUUGGAAUUCAACUGGGAUUAUCUUUAUGUGCAUUAUGUUUAUACACCAUGUUUGACUUGUAUUAUCAUUUGGUUGGUAUAUUGGAUCACUCUAAUUCGAAUAAUCUAAUCUAUGGUUGGAUUUUACAAUACUCCGUAAGAUUUGCAACUGUUACAGUCUUCCCACACGCAACAACGAAACAGGCCCUUAAAUCAAAGAUGCUUUUAACGGAUAUUAACAACCGUUAUUUAGAUAAUGCUACAAAAGAAGAAUUACAAAUGUUUCUGAAUCAAAUUUCCAGUUGUACGAUUAAAUUUACUGCUUGCGAUUUCUUUACUUUAAACAAUCACAUGAUUACUUCUGCAAUUGCUGCCGGAACAACAUAUCUCAUAAUUUUAUUACAGUUCAAUACAUAACCAGUAGAUAAGUAAUAAAAAGUAACUAAUAGGAGGACCUUUCCUAACGAUGGGCAAUGAGUGAAUGGUACCCGAUGUUAACU